Messenger RNA from Pocillopora verrucosa, 1515 nucleotides. Its product is annotated as protein C19orf12 homolog. The record is from RefSeq and is a predicted model, not a curated record. Lineage: Eukaryota; Metazoa; Cnidaria; Anthozoa; Scleractinia; Pocilloporidae.
UAGAAAUGAGGCUAACAACAAUGGGGAAAGUCCCAGCCGUCUACCGGAACUGAUCUUUCGUUUUGUUUCCUUAUUGUGAGUACUUUCGCUUUCCUUCAGUCGACAUGCCGGUUUCCGUGACUGAUUUGCAGCGUGUUAUGGCCAUUCUAGCCGAUGAAGAUGAACUUAAAGUAACCAUCAAAGGUGCUGCCUAUGGCGGUGUUAUCGCAGGAAUUACUACGACUGUUGGAGGACUUCUUGGUGGACCGGCUGGGUUGCUCGUUGGAGGCGCUGUUGGCGGAGCAUUAGCCUAUGGCACUUCGGGAGAUUUCAAGCCUGCUUCCCAAGUGAUCAAAGACAUGAACGCUCACGACAGGCAACUUCUUUACGACAGUGUUAAAGAAAUCCUCGAAAACUUGGCGAUCGACGAUUACCUAGCUCUUAUGGCCUUCCUGAGUGGCGGUCCUGGAUUGAUGGUUCGACAACAACUCAUGGACAGACUGGUUUUAUUUCUGAGGAAUAAUAUGCGACUUCAAGUGCCUCAAAGUUAAAUCCUCUGUUUGUAAAAGAAAUACCUACAGUGUCAUACAGAAUGACAUUUAACAACGAUUUAUACUGGUGUAACUGACUGAAUAAGAAAAUAGAAAUAUUACUCACAAGGGACAAUUAUAGAAUUUGACGUUGUUAUUUAGGAUAGAAAGUCAUAUGAAAAGAACACAUGCACGAGAUAAAAUGAUUAUAUUGACUAGUUAAAUGUGACCACAAUAUAGACAAGAAAUUUUUUUUGACUACCAUAAGACAAAGAAAAAAUAGUUCGUGUUAAUUUUCAGUUCCCUUUAUCUCUUCAAGUUAUCUCUGUAACAUUUGUAAUACUUUUUUACACCUUAUAUUUAACUUAUUGUAUUGAAUAAAUAUAUUUAGGGACAAUGUGGAACUUAAUUGUUUAGAGCUUGGGGCCAGGUUACCUGAGAUAAGACGUUGGCUUGAUAAGUUGUCAUUGUGGCUUUUAUAAAGUGCACUUUGUUUACGUAUUUGAUCACGUAAGUUAUUGGCUGAAACAAGGAGUUGAAGUUAGGCUGAUUCAGAUAUAACUUUGUAAAACAAACCUUUUCAACUCAGGCUGACAUGGGACAAAACCACUAGUAUACCACCAGUGGCAGAGCAGCAGUGCAGGAAAUGUGCAGUUUUUGGGAUCAGUUCCUGAUGGGGCACCCACAUGUUUUUCUUGUCUUAGACUCUUGUGCUAAUCAAAUGAUAUUUAUGGUCAAUCCAUGAACAAGCUAAGAGCUAGCCACCUUUCUUUUUCUAUUUACACACAAUGCUUUUGACAAACAGCGGAGCCCAGCAGUAUGCCAGAUGCAUACUCUGUGAGUUGCCUUUGGCUGGUGGACAAUCUAUGCUUCAAUUCUAAAUGGGAAAGUCAGAUUUUUUUCUUUCUCCUUUUGUCUUUUAUCUAACUAUUAACAUCUUAAUUUGAUAGCUCCUUAAUAGUCAUAAGGUUGAUCUGUAAAACCUGCUAUCACGAUAAAAAAGGAA